GGAUCCCCAUCACUCUGCUGUAUGAGCUAUGUUACAUCGUCCAUUCUCCCGACAGUGAGUAUCUGGCGGAGUAAUUCCAGCAACAGCAGCAACAACAGUCCACGGCGUUGACUACGGAGAUAUUGUACGUGGUGCCUGCAGUAGACAACCAUGCAGCUGACCACUGUCCUAGCUCUUGUGUGUUGUGCACAAACCGUCCUGUCUGCACCUGCUGUCGAUCCUCGCCACGCCGCCAAGCUCAACGCUGCCUCGAAAAACACUCUUUCAGACCCAUUAGAACUGGAGCUGCAGGGGGUCCACCAACAAAACCAACCAAUCAGUGAGCAUGGCGAGAACGAGGCUGUCAUUUCAAACGAAGAAAAAGAGAUUGUCGACAACUAUGUUGAACCGGAAGUCAAGCGGUCUGAAAGAGUGAGCGCUGAGGAUGUCGACCCCCAUGGGGAAGACCUUGAUGGGUUGUCCGACAACCUUGAAGCCGCGGAUCAGGACGUCAAGAGCGUUCUGCGAGUGUUCCUCCACAGUCUCAAACAACAUCCUGAGAUCGUGGAAGACAUCAUUGAAAAGGAAGGUGAGAAACUUCUAGGGCACCCGCUAGCUGACGACAGUGAUAACAGCGCCCUUCCGCCUUCCAGGAACCUAGCCCGCAGCUGACCAAGAUCCCGAAGCAAGUCGAGAAGAAGGCCGGGGGCGAAUUUCCUCGUUUUAUCUACAAGUCCCCUAUGCGAAAUGCAUUCGAGAGGAACCAGAUGACCGCAGGAAGUAUCAAUAACGACGCCAGGCCACCCGUACAACCAUCACACAACAACGAGGUUCCAGUAGCGGAAAGUCCCUCGUCGACCCCCACG
Haliotis rubra (blacklip abalone) is the source of this 845-nucleotide messenger RNA. RefSeq lists its product as uncharacterized. NCBI's taxonomy places the organism in Eukaryota, Metazoa, Mollusca, Gastropoda, Lepetellida, Haliotidae. The coding region runs from base 151 to 651 and encodes 166 amino acids. The transcript has 6 exons. The record is from RefSeq and is a predicted model, not a curated record.